UGGAGCGCUUGCAUUGGUCAUCCUCGGGACCGGGGGCGGGACUGAUAGCCCAGAAGGAGCGGCGGCCACUGCGGAGCCGGUGUGAGACGGCUGAACUGGACCGCGGGCCACUGCAGGGCGCGGCGAGAUGGAGGUGACGGGGAUAUCGGCGCCCACGGUGACGGUUUUCAUCAGCAGCUCUCUCAACAGCUUCCGCUCGGAGAAGCGGUACAGUCGUAGCCUUACCAUCGCAGAGUUCAAGUGUAAACUACAACUGGUGGUGGGCAGUCCUGCCUCCUGCAUGGAGCUGGAGCUGUACGGAGCUGAUGACAAGUUCUACAGCAAGUUGGAUCAAGAGGAUGCACUGCUGGGCUCCUAUCCUGUAGAUGAUGGCUGCCGCAUCCAUGUCAUUGACCACAGUGGCAUCCGCCUUGGAGAGUAUGAAGAUGUGUCCAAGGUGGAGAAAUAUGAAAUGUCAUCAGAAGCUUAUGACCGGAGGCAAAACACAGUUCGAUCCUUCAUGAAGCGCAGCAAGGUAGGCCCAUACAAUGAGGAACUUCGGGCACAGCAGGAGGCGGAAGCCGCCCAGCGCCUCAGCGAGGAGAAGACCCAAGCCAGCGCCAUCUCUGUGGGUAGCCGUUGUGAGGUGCAGGCACCUGGCCAGUCCCCGCGCCGGGGCACUGUCAUGUAUGUAGGACUCACAGAUUUCAAGCCAGGCUACUGGGUUGGUGUCAGAUACGAUGAGCCGUUAGGGAAAAACGAUGGCAGUGUGAAUGGGAAACGCUACUUUGAAUGCCAGGCCAAGUACGGAGCCUUUGUCAAGCCGGCACUCGUCACCGUGGGAGACUUCCCCGAGGAGGACUACGGCUUGGAUGAGAUGUGACACUGAACGAAGGGCGUCCCCCUCUGUCUGUCUGCCUGUGGCCCUUUUCCUCUGAUCCCGUUUAUUUUAUUCUCUUUUCUGCCAUUGGUUUUUGAGAUUUGUGCAUUAAAUUAAUCAGAAUCCAG
This is a messenger RNA of Peromyscus californicus insignis, 987 nucleotides long. RefSeq names its product tubulin folding cofactor B (gene Tbcb). Gene Ontology annotation, cellular component: microtubule plus-end; cytoplasm; nucleus. Gene Ontology annotation, molecular function: microtubule plus-end binding; alpha-tubulin binding. The transcript is spliced from 6 exons. Gene Ontology annotation, biological process: tubulin complex assembly; cytoplasmic microtubule organization; post-chaperonin tubulin folding pathway. The record is from RefSeq and is a predicted model, not a curated record. The coding region runs from base 128 to 862 and encodes 244 amino acids. NCBI's taxonomy places the organism in Eukaryota, Metazoa, Chordata, Mammalia, Rodentia, Cricetidae.